AUGGAGAAGCAACUUUCAGGUGAAAAAUGGUAUCACGGUUUGCUGCCACGCGAGGACAUCAAGAUGAUGCUGACACGUAAAGGCGAUUUCCUCGUGCGAACCACUGAACCCGUCGCUGGACAACCGCGAGCCUUCGUCUUAUCGGUGAUGUGGGAUCCGAGUCGCGGAGAGGAGCAAGGAAUCAAACACUUUGUCGUCAAGCAACAUGAGGGCGGCAAAAUCUCCAUCGAAAAGUUCACGUUCGACUCAAUCACCGCAAUGAUUCAAUAUCAUAUAAAACAAAAGGAAAGCAUCUCAAAACAAUCCAACGUCUUCUUGGGAGCACCGAUCGGAAGACAGCCUUGGGAACUCAAUCACGUCGACAUUGAGUGCACGAAGAAGCUGGGAGAAGGAGCGUUUGGAGAAGUGCACAAAGGAAAACUCAAGCUCAAGGGAGGAAAGAUUGUCGAUGUAGCCGUGAAAUUGGCGAAGCUCGAAGUGCUGACAAAGGAACAAAUCAAGGAGAUUAUGCGAGAAGCACGCCUGAUGCGAAACUUUGACAAUCCCAACGUCGUCAAGUUUUACGGAGUGGCCGCUGGACAAGAGCCUCUGAUGGUGGUGAUGGAAUUGGCAAACAAUGGAGCUCUUGACUCGUAUCUGCAGAAGAACAACGUCCCGAUCGAGAAAAAGUUGGAAAUGAUUGUACAGUCGGCUUGGGGCAUCGAAUAUCUUCACUCCAAAGAGGUCCUUCAUCGCGACAUUGCUGCUCGAAACUGUCUCUACGGUGAUAACAAGGUAAAGCUUUCGGACUUCGGGCUGGCAAGAGAAGGAACAGUCUACCAAAUGGAUCCCCAUCACCGUGUGCCAAUCAGGUGGUUAGCUCCUGAAACACUUCGAAGCGCAAUCUACACACAAAAAUCGGAUGUGUUUGCCUAUGGAAUCAUGUGUUGGGAAAUCCUCAACAAUGGAAUUGAGCCCUACCCAGGACUGAGUGUGGCUGAGGUGAAUGUGAAGGUCAAAGAAGGAUACCGAAUGGAGCUACCGCCAGAGCUGAAUCCGGACGUGAAGAUGGUGAUUGAAAUCAAAUGCUGGUCCGACAAUCCCAAUGAGCGCUUUGUGAUGAAGGACAUUUCAAAGAACUUGGAGCGUAUUUUGAAGAUCGAUCGCAAGAAGAUGUUAGAUCCCCCUGAACAGCAACAAAAGAAAUCGAUCCUGAAUGCCACAGCGAGCCGCAAACGAACCUCCAGGUCGCGGAUCCACCACUCUCACAAG
Molecule: messenger RNA, 1251 nt
Organism: Mesorhabditis belari
Lineage: Eukaryota; Metazoa; Nematoda; Chromadorea; Rhabditida; Rhabditidae
Source: the annotation of a GenBank genome assembly